AUGUCAACCAACUUGCAAUCCCGUUCUGCAUCCGUUUCUAACGGCUCAGGAUCAAACAAGUCGGCCGCUUUGCGCUCAGCAUCUAUUGGGAGCUCUAAUUUCUUCAAUAAGGACGGGCUGUCCUUCUUCAACUUGGAUCAUUCUGGCUCUGCCGAUGAUCUGUUGCCUGAAAUCAAGGAAAAAGGCUUUACUCAAGAAACGCAUGUUCCAUCGGAGUUGGAUAUUGUUGGUGCUCUUGGAACCUUGAAUUUGGAUGAGGACUUUGAGGAGGGCAGUGGCCCUAAAAGCCCAAACUCCUCAACCUCUUCUAAGGAACCACCAAAAUUUUGCAGAAUGUCAUGGCCCCUCAUCCCCACCAAAUCAUCAGGGCUCCUUGACUCCUCAACCUGCCCUGUGUCAGGUUUUGGAUCUGCCUCUGCUGUGCCAACUUCUUUGAACACCACUCCAUCAAACUCAUGGAGUAAUGUGUACGUGCCACUUUCUGCUCCUCCAUUUGCUUUCCCUGUUGAAGAUAAAUCUGCCGAAAUGGCCUUGCGUUCCGAGGAUGCCCAGUUAAAUUCUGGAGCAGGUCUCACUCAUGUCCCUGGCAAUGAAGCUCCCGGUUCUCAGCAAGGGAUGAUGAACAUGUCUCCUCAACCUUUGCAUUCCCUUGGCGGAGUCUUGGAUUCCAGAUUUGCGUUUGGAAAUUUUUUUAAUAUGUCUGGUAUGAACUUCAAUCCUGACAGCCAAGUUAGUAGUGAGAAGGACAAUCAGUCAUUCCCAGAUGGCGCGUCUAUCAAAGACAAGAGGAAUCAACAGCCCUUCGAUGUUGCUGGCUCAGAUCCAUCUGCGCUUCCUCAUAUGGGUAUGCCUACAAUGUGGAACCAGCAUCCCCAAUUUGUCAACCCUCAAUUUCUUUCUGGUAGAGGUCAGAAUGUUGACGCUCGUAUGAUGCCUAGCCCUAUCGGGCAGUUCGAAGGCGGCCAGCCCAACUUCGUAAAUGCCAACGCCCCAAAUCGUUUUAAAGACACUGGCUACUCGAACUAUCCCAACAACUCUCUCGGAUCAGUUAACCCUGGAAACAACCAACAAAGGAAUCAUGGCGGAAACCACGGAAAUUCGGGAAAUUAUUCAAACCGUCGGAACUACAAUAUGAGCUCUGGUGUCAACGUUCACCGAAAGAUGCACAAUUCCAACAGAAGAAAGGGCGACGAUGCGUCGAAGUAUGCAAAUGCUAAGUUGGAGGACUUUACGGGCGACAUUUACUCAUUGUGUAAGGACCAGCAUGGCUGUCGCUUCUUACAAAGGCAGUUGGAUUUGGGAAAGGAGGCCGCCCAGAAAAAUACUAAGGGCGGUGCUUUGAUGACUAAUGAUGUUGCUGCAACUGUUAUUUUUAAUGAGAUCUAUUUAAAGGUUGUUGAAUUAAUGACCGAUCCUUUUGGGAAUUAUUUGAUUCAAAAGCUUGCUGAAAAUGUGUCUCCCGACCAAAGGCUCAUUCUAGUGAAGAAUGCCGCGCCUGAAUUUGUGAGAAUUGCUUUGGACCCCACGGAACGAGGGCUUUGCAGAAGCUCGUUGAAUGCAUCUCAACUCCGGAGGAGAUUCAACAUAGACUUGAACGGAAACCAUGUCGUGCAAAAGUGCUUGCAGAAGUUAAGUCCCGACCAUAAUCUGUUUAUUUUUGACACAACAUCAGCCCACUGUACCGACAUUGCAACCCACAGACAUGGCUGUUGUGUGUUGCAGAGAUGCUUGGAUCACGGAAAUGACGACCAGCGCAAACAGUUGUCUCUAAAGGUUGCCGAGAAUGCGACCAGAUUGGCUUCUGAUCCGUUUGGAAAUUACGUCGUACAAUAUGUACUUUCAAGAGGCGAUGCAGAAUCGAUCGAGAUCAUUUUGGACCACAUCAAAUCCAACAUUAUCGCUUUGUCGCUCCAUAAAUUUGGUUCUAAUGUGAUUGAAAAAUCUUUGAGGAUCGAUGCUUUGACUGAUCGCGUUAUGGAGGUCCUAUUGAAUAAAAGCGACAAGUUUCCCCUGUUGUUGAAUGAUCCCUAUGGCAACUACAUCAAGAAAAGGAAGUACUCGAGAAAAGGAUGCAACGAAUGCAAGAGACGAAAAAUCAAAUGCGAUGAAGCUGCUCCAGCUUGUAAUAAUUGCACCAGGCUCAAUAAGACUUGUAUCUAUGAGAGCAAGACGAAGACUCAGCAAGAUCCCUUGGUGGCUAAGUUCGCUCAGGCUAACGAGGCACCCGUGAAGGAGAAGAACUUGAACUUGAAGUUCUACAAGCCAAAGACUCCAAAAUCCACCAGGAAAGAAGAAGCCAAAGUCGAGACUCCAAAGAAACCAUCACAGAGUUUCCUUGACAAUUCGGACGACAACAGCAACACUCCCUCGAGCAUGGUGUCGAGUAACGAAACAAAUUACGAGAUGCAGACUGUUUUCAACGAAGCGAGCUUGCUUGUUAAUGACAUGAACCAUAUGAUAGAGGAUAAUUAUGAUGUGCAUCAUCGAAACGAGAGAAACGCUUCUAGAAGGACCCAUGCCAGCCCUUCCAUGUCGUCUGAAGACCGUACACAGUUCAGUAUUGAAGACUUUGUUGAUUUAAAUGACCAAAUGGAAGGAAGUCCCCACCUUCCGUGGAAUAAAGCUGCGGAGAUUUGGGAAAUCCUGAACUCUCAGCUUAUAGAGGAAUGUGUAACAGCGAACAACUUGGGGGAACCCCAUUCAGGAUAUUUACGAACAUUGACUUCCACCGAGCUUUCGUACCACAUGUACCCGCUCGCAUCCCUGAUCGAAACUAAUGAAGUUGUGAAGCUUUUACUCAUGUACCUGAGCGAAUGCCCACAUCUUUUGUUUUCACUUUUGGCAAUCUCAGCCACUUUUCAAUUCAACCAAACGGGCAAAUCAAGCCAUGAUAUCGCUCGUCAAAAGUACAUCGGCGUGUGUCUUCGCAAAUUAAGCGAUGACUUCUCGGAGAAACCAGCUUCAAAACUGUCGCAAUCCUUCCAUGUCGAGAAGCUUUUGAUGACUGUGUUGGUGUUGACCACUUACUUCAGUGCAACAACCUCACUGUUGAACGAUACAGUGCUCAACUCAUGGAAGGUCCAUCUUAGAGGAGCUCGUGACCUUUUAAUUAAUUACAGCAGAAUCACCAAAUCUUCUGAUUGUGUUUCGCUUGGGCUUGCCCUAGCAAAAUCGUGGUUCUUCGCCUUAGAGUCUGUGGCCGCUGUUUUUUCUUCUGUUGGCGGUGCUACAGCAAAGUCUUACGAUACUCCCACACUAGACAAUGACGAUUUGUUCGGCUCGUUCCCGAACUUACCACUAGACACUAAUACAGUUUUUGUUGAGAGUGGCUUUUUUGAAUUCCAUGAAAACAGAAACUACCAUGAAUCACUAACAAGACUCGCGAUGGUGGUCACCAGUCCCACCCUGUCUGACUUUAAUAUAUUCUGGGGAUACACAGCCACCUGUGUCAAGGCAAUUGUCUGCUACACUAGGGUAAAAAAUGCUAUGGAGAUCAAGAACUUGGAACGGGCGCCGAUAAGGUGGAUUGCUCAAAUUGUCUCGCUUCUUGGCCAAACUGGCAGAGAAGAAGUGGUGCCUGGAGUACUGCCUCGAAAUUACCUAAUUCCCAAGACUUGUAAAGGACAUCCAGAUUUUGAGCCCCAGACACAGCGGUACAAUUUCCCACCCGCUUGUUACGCUGUGGAUACAGAUGAAGAUGGCAACAAGACCUACUACUCAUGGUUCGAUGCCUCGAACCAGUUCCAUGUUGAUUUCUUGCAUCUUCUGCUACUAGUACUGCCGGAGUUCUACGCCCUUCCCCGAACACACUUCCAUGUACAAGAGAUGGUUCAGCGAAUAUUCACAGGUGCUUUUUUUAUGAAAGAGAAGCUGUCGCCGCUAUAUGAUAGAGACAAGCCCGAUGUGAUAGUUGAGAGCGACAAUUUUUAUGUGUCGCUGUCGACGUUUGACAAUAGGUGCAUAAUGAUCCAGUCGGCGUUCCGGCUAUGUGCAAGCGUUGUUGUCGAGGAGGAGUAUUUUGAAAAGAUCGAAUUGUUCUUCAUGGGUCUUGUGAAGUUAGGUAAUGGAUCCUCGCUAAAUGCUUUGGACCAGGUGACAAGGAUAAAAGAGAUCAGGAGAGAGAGAAGGAAGGAGAACCCAGAUCUCAUUGACGAAGAGGUGAUUGAAUUUGAAGAAGGAAAAGCUUCGAUUCCGUUUGCUUAG
This is a messenger RNA of Candidozyma duobushaemuli, 4203 nucleotides long. RefSeq lists its product as uncharacterized. The transcript is spliced from 6 exons. Gene Ontology annotation, cellular component: cytoplasm. Bases 1 to 4203 code for a protein of 1400 amino acids. The record is from RefSeq and is a predicted model, not a curated record. Gene Ontology annotation, molecular function: DNA-binding transcription factor activity, RNA polymerase II-specific; zinc ion binding; mRNA binding. Gene Ontology annotation, biological process: post-transcriptional regulation of gene expression; regulation of DNA-templated transcription. NCBI's taxonomy places the organism in Eukaryota, Fungi, Ascomycota, Pichiomycetes, Serinales, Metschnikowiaceae.